AUGAAUCAACCAAAACACAAUAAUGACAAUAAUAGUAGUGAUAAUUAUAACGCAUCAUUAUCAAAAAUAACUUCUAAUAGCAGUGGCAAUGAUGAUGAAAUUCUAGUCGAAAGGAUGUUGAUGAAUUAG
Messenger RNA from Entrophospora candida, 129 nucleotides. NCBI's taxonomy places the organism in Eukaryota, Fungi, Glomeromycota, Glomeromycetes, Entrophosporales, Entrophosporaceae. The record is from the annotation of a GenBank genome assembly.